This is a messenger RNA of Fusarium sp. VM40, 2622 nucleotides long. Lineage: Eukaryota; Fungi; Ascomycota; Sordariomycetes; Hypocreales; Nectriaceae. The record is from the annotation of a GenBank genome assembly.
AUGGCCGACAACGAGAAACGGGUUUCUACAGGUGAGACUCAGGAGAUUCCCCUCGAAUCUCUGCCGCCGACCCAACUCCCCAUCGCGAGCGAUUCAUCAUCUGAGUUUGACGAGUCCUUCUCUUACGACCAAGAUGAACGCGAUUUCCAUAUCACUGAGCAGGACCUUCACGUCACCGAGGAUGACCUGCUCGAGGCUCGCGAACUUGCUUCAAAGUACACCCUCGAGGAUGUGCGCCACAUAAUGGCUCGCGUCUACCGUAUCCACGAAAAGGACCCCAAUUUCCCGCACACGGUGAUCCAGAAGAUCGAGGCUUUUCUAGGAAACGACGAACUGUUCACGAACCCUGAGAAACACGAGAACCUGGUGCAGGAGAUGAAGCUUGAGGCCGCCCUCAUCACAAAUAACAGCCCUUACGCCGAAGUUCGUGCUGUUGUUGAGAACAAGGACGACACCAGCAUUCCCAGUUCUACUAUUCGAAGUUGGGCAAUCGGCCUCAUCUUUUCCAUGCUCCUUGCUUUCACCAACCAGCUCUUCGAUAUUCGCCAGCCUGCCAUCCGCAUCAUGGCUAACGUCGCUCAGCUGCUUUCAUACCCGAUUGGCAAAGGUUGCGAAAGGUGGCUACCUGACUAUGGCAUCACCCUCUUCGGAGUGCGACAUUCUCUCAAUCCAGGCCCUUUUUCCAAGAAGGAGCAUAUGCUUAUCACCAUUAUGGCCAAUGUUGCGUACAACACUCCCUAUACCAACCUGAUCAUCUGGGUUCAAUACCUGCCCCAGUACUUCAACCAGCCAUAUGCCUCGCACUUCGCCUACCAGAUUCUCAUUGCUCUGAGUACCAACUUUAUCGGUUACGGAAUGGCUGGUGUCUGCCGUCGCUUCCUCGUUUAUCCCUCGUACUGUGUUUGGCCCGCCUCAUUGGUUACGAUUGCGCUCAACUCGGCUUUCCAUACAGACAACAACUCCCCGGUACAGGGACCCUUUGCCAAGAUUUGGCGCGUUUCCCGCAUCAAGUUCUUCUACGUCAUGUUUGGUGCCAUGUUUGUCUGGUUCUGGUUCCCUAACUACAUCUGGACCUCGUUAUCCAACUUUAGCUGGAUGUCUUGGAUUGAUCCCUACAACCGCGAUCUCAACACCAUUACCGGUUUCAACAAUGGUCUUGGCAUCAACCCGUUCCCAACUUGGGAUUGGAACGUUCUCCUCUGGGAUUCGGCUGAUCCGCUCAUGGUUCCUUUCUUUAGUACCUUCAACCGAUUUGUUGGUGCUUUCAUCUCUAUGUGGGUGGUGUUGGGUCUUUGGUACUCCAACAUCUACAACACUGGAUAUCUUCCCAUCAACAGUAACCGUGUCUACGAUCGCUGGGGUCAGCUCUACAACGUCACUCGAGCCAUUAAUGACCGAGGCCUUUUCGACGCUGAAAAAUACGAAGACUACUCACCUCCCUUCCUCGGAGCUGGCAACGUUGUCAUCUACAUCUUCUUUUUCGGUAUCUACACUUCGACACUCACUUACGCUCUCCUGUUCCACAGACGUGAGAUUGUUACUGGUUUCAAGGGUCUCUUCAACAGCAUGAGGAAGAAGUCAAAGCGUGCCGAGGAAGUUCACGAUCUUGAUGUCCAUACUCGUCUCAUGAAGGCGUACCGCGAAGUCCCCGAGUGGUGGUAUAUGGUGUGCCUUGUUUGCGCCAUGGCAUUCGGUAUUUCUGGUAUUGCUGGAUGGGACACACAUACGUCGCCUGGUGUUAUCUUCUACGGUCUCGCGCUUUGCAUCGUCUUUGUUAUUCCUGUCGGAAUCAUCAAGGCCAUGACUGGAAUCGAGGUCACUCUCACUGUUCUUGCAGAGUUUAUCGGAGGUUCUUUCGUUGAAGGUAAUGCUCUGGCUAUGAACUACUUCAAGUCGUUCGGUUACGUCACUUGCGCUCAUGCUGUCAUGUUCUCCAACGAUUUGAAGCUCGCUCAUUACGUCAAGAUUCCUCCUCGACAUACCUUCUUUGCUCAAAUUAUUGCUACCUUCAUCAGCACCUUUGUUUGCGUCGGUGUUCUCAACUUCCAGAUGACUCAAAUCCCCGGUGUCUGCACAGAGGAUGCCCGCUGGAAGAUGUCAUGCCCCAGUGUCAACACUUUCUUCACUGCCUCUGUUCUAUGGGGUACCGUUGGACCAAGCAAGAUUUUCGGAAAGGACGGUCUUUAUACAGAGGUCUUGAUUGGUUUCCCUCUCGGAGUUGUGGUUGUCCUCGCUGUUUGGGCGAUCAACAAGAGGUUCCCUCACUGGACAUGGACAAGACAGAUCCACCCUGUGGCCAUCAUGUACGGAGGCAUUGUCUGGGCUCCUUACAACAUGUCUUAUGUCUGGCCUUCAGUACCCAUUGCGUACUUUUCCUGGAUUUAUCUCAAGUCACGAUACCUUGGCUUGUGGUCUAAAUACAACUUCGUGCUAUCUGCAGCUUGGUCCUGCGGCAUUGCCAUUGCAGGCAUCAUCAUCUUCUUCUCCCUUCAGCUUGAAGGCACCGAAUUCAAGUGGUGGGGCAAUACCGUUGGCUACGUAGGAUGUGAGGACGACGCUUGUCCCCUCCAGCCUCUGGAGGGUAACGAGUACUUUGGCCCCCGGGUGGGAGAGUUCUACUAG